Messenger RNA from Closterium sp. NIES-65, 14697 nucleotides. NCBI's taxonomy places the organism in Eukaryota, Viridiplantae, Streptophyta, Zygnematophyceae, Desmidiales, Closteriaceae. The record is from the annotation of a GenBank genome assembly.
AUGUUCGUUCACGAGCAGUCGCAGGAGGACGAUAAGUCGAAACCGUGCUCUCAAGCGGCCUUGCGACAAUGCGCGUCGCCACAAAGCCGCGACGGGCCAUGCGACGAGCCUGCGACGGUCGCGUGCGACAGUACCGAUCGCACGGUACCGAGCGACCGGGAGCAGACUAUCGCACGCAAAGAGCCUGUCGCGUCGGAGCGUCGUCAUUCGGAAAAAGGCGUCCCGUUGGCGAUAGAGACGCAGGUCGCGGAUGCGCAGCUCGCGCGUGUUCCGGAGCCCGUAGCGCCCCAGUCAUCGCCACCUAACUCCCCGCGUUCCCCGCUGGCGGAGGCCCAGCCCGCCGCAGACUGCGCAGUGUUAUCGCGGACAGAGCUCGAGAACGGAGAGCGGGAAGUAGGGUCGAUUUCCGAUGACUCGUCUGGUCCGCAAUCUAGUUCCCCUUGUCAGCCCGACGCGGAUGUCAGUCCUACGCUGGGGGCGGGGCAGUCCGCGCCGUCUGCGCAGCAGCUUCCGCAAUCGCCGCGGGUGGAGUCGCAGCAGCUCCCCCAGUCUCACCCGCACGCGCAGCCUAAGCAGCCGCACGAACAGCAGGAGGAGCAGCACGGGGGGGUUAUGGAGGUAAUGUCAGAGCCGAUCGGAGUGGAUAUGUCGGGUUUCUCUCAUUGGGAAUCCCUCUCUGCGCCAUACCCGCCCCCAGCUUCCGCGGAAAGCGCAAGCCUUGUCAACCUCCCGGCGUUCGCGGGUUCCGCGGGACAUGUAGGCAGAAUGGGGAGCCUCGCGCUAAGCAACAUGUUUGCGCUACCCUCGUCCGCCUCCGCUGGUGCGCCCCCGCUGUCCGCGUCCGCUGAUUCGCUCCCCCAGACAAGGAAGAGGCCUGGGCGACCGCGGAAGUCGAUCGCCCCCGCGGCUGGUAAGGGGGAAGGCGGCCGCGCCGAAGGGGGGAGCGCGGGAGUGGCGGAGAGGCGGAUCACCCGCGGGAUCGCCGCGCGGAUGAGUCUGCAGAAGCAGUUUGAGGGGGUCUCGGAGCCAGAGGGCGCGGAGGCGCGGGGGAAGGGCGCGGAGGUUGAGGGGGAAGGUGUGGGUGAGGGGGAGAAGGCGCGGGGAAGGAAGAGAGGGGUAGCGGAAGCGGAUGGGGUGAGGAGAUCCAAGAGGCUGAGCAGAAAGAGAGGAUGGGACAGUGAGGAGGAGGAGGAAGAAGGAGAGGAAGGGGAGGAGGGGGGUGAGGGAGGAGAGGAAGAGGAAGCGGAGGAGGAAGAGGAGGAAGGAGAUGAUAACGGAGAGCAAGAGGAAGAAGACGGGGAGGAAGAAGAGGAGCGGUGGGAUGAGGAGGGAGGGGAAGAAGCAGAGGAAGAGGGGGAAGAAGCAGGUGAAGAACAGGAGCAAGAGCAGGAUGAGGAGGUGGAAGAGCAGGAGGAGGAGGAAAAGGUGGGGGGCUGGGAGGAGAGAGGAAAGGAGGGAGGAGAGGAGGGGGCUGACCAAGAUGAGGGGGAAGCACACGAGGAGGACGGGGAGCAGGGGGAGGAAAGUGGGGACUUGGGAGGUAUGGGAAGGGAGGGUCUGGGCGCUGUUGGUGCUGCAGCAGAGGAGGGUGGAGGUAUCGCUGGGGUCGGUGCAACUGUGGCGGUUACAGUUGGGACAGGUACAACUGUGGCGGUUACAGUUGGGACAGGUACAAGUGGGGAAGGGGGGGCAGUCAUGGGGGAGAUUUCUGAGGGUGAGGGGGGAAGAAAGUCAGCGGUUCCGGAGGGAAGAGCGGUAGAAGAGGAGGAGGGAGCAGUGGCAGUGGCGGAAGAGGGAAGGGCGGGGCUAGGGGCAAAGGACGGAGACGCGGGGUCAGGGGACGAGGUAUUGGGUCUGGGAGGAACGGUGGGGGUGCACGAGGCAGGCUUGGAAGCAGGUCAGGAGGGGGCAGGGGAGGGUGAGGUGCGGGGAACAGGUGGGGGCGAGAUGCAUGUGGCAGUGAGGGACGGGGGUAAUGAUGCAGGAGGGGGGAGUAAGACAGGAGAGGGGAGUGGGACAGGAGGUGUGGAGCGUAUAGCAGGUGGUGAUGGGAGUGGAGGUGUGGUGGCAGUGGUGGAAGGGGGUAAUGAGGCAGGAGGAGGAGGGAAUCACAUAGAAUGUGUGGGCCGUUUGACAGGUGGUGACGGGGGAGGGGGUGUGGUGGGUGUGCCUGGGGUGGAGGGAAGCGAGCAGAACGAGGUCAGCAUGGUGGGGACAGAAGGAGAUGAUGCCACAAGGGGGGGUGACAGUAACGAGGGGGCUUGCCUAGCGCUCGUUACUGUGGAGAGGACACUCCGGGGGUUGGACGUCAUACAGCAGGCUGUAGUAAAUGAAACAAAUCGUGUUAUAGAUAGUGCAACGGAGCAUGCUAUAGCGAGUACAAUAGAGCCUGCAGUAGAACCAGCAGAGGAGGGAGGAGGGGCAAAGCUGGGAGCAGGAGAGCGUGAUGAGCUCUUGCUGAUUGGGGACACUUCAGAGGAGGAAGGGGAGGAGGAGGCAGAUGAAGCUGAGAAAUGGACGGUGUGGGGAUUCGAUCUCCGAUUCGAACUCAAAUCUAGGGAGCAGGAGGAGGAGUAUUACUAUCAGUUCAUGGGUCAAAUGAGAGAAGCAGGAGGGGUUGGAGGGUUCAACCUACUCUUUCCUGGUUCUGCUGCUGGCCGCACCACCAACCUCUGGAAAAAAAGGUUUCUCAGGGCCAAUCCGCACCUGGUUCUGGGCUGGGAUUAUGCGCGGCAGCAGGAUUUGAACCCGGAUCUUCUGGGAGCAGCAAUUGCAGGGCCAGGUGCUGAGGCAACACCAGUUAAGACAUUGGUUCCCUGGGCCACUGACAGUGCUGGGGUGGUGGGAGGGGAAGGAGUGAACCUGGGCGGAAGCGGAGUGGGGGGUGCAGGGCUGGCUGUCACUCCGGUUGCUGCUUUGGGAGGGGCACAGGCGGGUCAGUCUCACUUGGGGGUGGGGGGUGCAGCAGCCAUACACACGCCCAUGCACCCGGAAGCACUCAGACAGUUAGACCAUCUGGGGGGUGUGCGCUCUGCCUCACCAGGCCUUCCAGGGACGUUCGGAACACCAGGUGCGGUUGGCGGUUCGGGAGCGGUUGGGGGUUCAGGGGGGUAUGGAGCGGCAGGAGGAUUUGGGGGUUCAGGAGGGUAUGGGGCGUCAGGAGCAGGUGGAAUGUCAGUGGCGUAUGGGCCGUCAGUACGGGUUGGGGCAGAGGAGGCUGCAAGGGAGGGUUGGGGGAGGGAAUCAGCAGGGAAAGCAGAUGCAGCAGCGCGAGAGGCAGCAGCAGCAGCAGUGGCAGCAGCAGUAGCGGCCAGGGAGGCGGCUAGGAGGGAUGCAGAGGCGCGGGAGGUGGUGAGGAGGGAAGCAGCAGCGCGGGAGGCAGAGGCAAGGGAGCAGAUGAUGAGAGAGGAGAAGGCGAGGAGGGAGAGUGCUGCGAGGGAUAGAGAAAUGAGGGCGGCUGCACGAGCCGAGGCAGAGAGACGGCAAGAGAGAGAAGUGGCAGAGCGGAAACGGGAGAGAGAAGAGGCGGUGAGACGGGAGAGGGAAGAGUUUGAGCGGAGAAAGCAGAGAGAAGAGGCUGACGCAAGGGCAAAGGCGGAAGAGAAGGCGAGAGGGGAGGGGGAAGGUGUGGGGAGGGCGGAGAGGGAAGGGAAAACGAAGGCUGCGAUUAUCAUGAGGAGGCGUGCUGAGGUGGAAGCUAAUGCGAAGGCUGCUGCUGAAGCAGAGGCGAAGGGAAAGGGUGAUGCGGAGGAAAGGAGAAGGGAGGCUGCCAGAAAGGCUGAAGAUGAGGAGAGAAGAAGAGAGGCCGAAAGGAAAGCCACAGCCGAGAGAGAAGCAAAGGAACAGGCAGAGGCAGAGCGAGCAGCAAAGGAAAAGGCUGAUGCGGAGAGGGUUAAGGCAGAGAGAGAGGCCAAGGAGAAGGCAGAGAGAGCUAGAGUGGAAGCAGAGAGGAGGUCUAGCAGAGUGAGGGAGGCGAAGGAAAAGACAGAGGCAGAAACGAAGGCAAGGGCUGACGAAGAAAAGGACAGAUUAGAAAGGGAAUUGAAAGAGACGGCAGAAGCGGAGGAGAGGACACAGAGUGAGGCAGCAAGGGGAACGGGCUCUGAGCUGGUUCAAAAGGGCGAGAGGGUUGUGAAAGUGCGGUUUGGAAGCCGUGUGGUUGCCCGGGUGGAGUCGGGAGGACGGGGGCGAGAGGGGAGUGACGGGUGUGUGAAUGAGGAAGGGGGUGCAGGGGAGGGAAGGAGUGAGGGUGGAGUGGGGAAGAGUAGAGAACGGGAAAGGAGGAGAGGCAAGAGGAAGGCGGAAGGUGAGGGUGUUGGAUUGGAGCGUGGGGAGAGGGGUGAGAGGGGGGAGAGGGGGGAGAACGGAGAGAGGAGGGUUAGGAGAGAGAAUGGUACAGUGGAAAGAGGUGCAGAGGAGAUGGAGAGUGAAGAGAAUGCAAAGGCAGAGAGGAGGGGCUAUGUGAAUGCAGGUGUGGAUGAUGGUCGCAGGGAUGGGAGCAGGAAGAGGGUGAAGAGAAUAAAAAUAUUGCCUUUAGCUGGGAUAGAGAUGGGUGGAAGUAGGGGCAAAGAAGUGGAGAGGGGGAAGGAGGUGGAGAAGGGGAAGGAGGGGGAAAGAGGGAAGAAUAGGGGGGAAAGGAGUGGAGGAAGAAGGGGAGAGGGCCGGGGGAGCAGAGGAAGGAAGAAGAGAGCAAAAGGGAAUGGGGAGGAAGGGGAUGGAGGGGAAGAGAGGGAGGGGGACGAAUCAGAGGGGCAAAAGAGUGAUGGAGAGGAAAAUGGAGGUGAAGGGAAUGGGGGGGACGAUGAUGGGGGGAAUGAUGGUGGGGGGAACGGUGGUGGGGGGAACGGUGGUGGGGGAAAUGGCGGUGGGGGAAACGGUGGUGGGGGAAACGGUGGAGGGGGGAAUGAAGGGGGCAAUGGGGGGAAUGACGGCGGUGGCAACAAUGGGAGAGAUGAUAAGGGAAGCAAUGGGAGGAGAGAUGAUGAGGAGAACGGAGGAGAAGGGGAAGGGAGGGAAGGCGAAGGGGAAGAGGAUGCGGAGGAAAGAGGUGGGGAGCAAGGAGAUGAGGAUGAUGAUGUUGAAGGGGGGGAGAAGGGCGGGGCGGAGAAAGGUAAUGGACAGGAGGAGGGGAAAGUGGAGGAUAGAGGGGGGCAGGAAGGAAAAGAGGUAGGGAAAGUUGAAGGAGGUAUAGAGGCUGGAGGGAAGGAGGAAGAGGAGGAGGAAGGGAAGGGGGAAGGAGAGGCGGAAGGAAAGGAGGAAGUAGGGAAGGAGGAAGGGAAGGAGGAAGGCAGGAAGGAGGAAGGGAAGGAGGAGGAAAGUGGAAAAGAGGAGGAAAGAGGGAAGGAGGAAGGAGAGGAUGAAGGGGAGGAUGAGGAUGAAACAGGAAGGAAAGCGGGAGCUGAAGUGGAGGGAGCGAGGGAAAUGGAAGUAGAAAAAGAGUCAGGGAAGAUUCUCGAUUCAGGGCAGGGUUGCAGCAGGGCAGCAGCGAGCCGCGCGGCAGCAGAUUCUGGAGCCAUGGGGAGGGAUGAGGGCGGAGGGAUGGAGAUGAAAGUACCAGAACAGCAGGGGAGAGAGAUGAAAGUAUCAGAACAGCAGGGGAGAGAGAUGAAAGUAUCAGAACAGCAGGGGAGAGAGAUGAAAGUAUCAGAACAGCAGGGGAGAGAGAUGAAAGUAUCAGAACAGCAGGGGAGAGAGAUGAAAGUAUCAGAACAGCAGGGGAGAGAGAUGAAAGUAUCAGAACAGCAGGGGAGAGAGAUGAAAGUAUCAGAACAGCAGGGGAGAGAGAUGAAAGUAUCAGAACAGCAGGGGAGAGAGAUGAAAGUAUCAGAACAGCAGGGGAGAGAGAAGCGGGGAUGCAGCAGGGCAGUUGCGACCUCUGUGGAUGCAUGUGCGGGACCUGUGGGGGUGGAGGAGGGCGGAGGGAGGGGGAUGAAAGUAGAGGCACAUCAAGGGAGACGUUGCCAGGGUAGUGUGGAUUUAAAAGGUGCAGUUGUAAGGGAGGGUGAGGGAGGAGGAAGUGGGGAGAGCGAGGGGGGCAGUGGGGAGAGUGGGGGAAAGAGUGGGGAGAAGAGGGAGGGAAGUGAGGAGAGGGAGCGUGCUGAGCAGGGCAGAAACGGGAGGGAGAACGAGAGGAAAAGGGAGGGGACAGGGAAUGAGGGGAAGGGAGACGAGGGGAAAGGAGAUGAGGGGAAAGGGCAUGAGGGGAAAGGGCAUGAAGCAAAAGCGGAUGACGGGAAAGGGAUUGAAGGGAAAGGGACUGAAGGGAAAGAAAUUGAGCGGAAGGGUUGUGAGGAAGAGGAGAUUAAGAGGAGUGGGAAUGAAGAGAAGGGGAAUGAGGGGAAGGAGAAUGAGGAGAAAAGAGAUGAGCUUAAAGCGCUUGAGGCAAAAGGGCUUGUGGGGAAAGCAGAUGAGGGGACAGGGAAUGAGGGGAGGGAAAAUAAGGGGAGUGGGAGUGAGGUGAAAGGGGAUGAGGGGGGAGGGCACGAGGGAAAAGGGGAUAUGGGGAACGAGAUGGGGGGGGGAUUAUGCGAGGGGAAGGAGAUCUGGAUAAAGGAGAAUGAGGGGAAGGGGAAUGAGGGGAAGGGGAAUGAGGGGAAGGGGAGCGAGGGGAAGGGGAGCGAGGGGAAGGGGAGCGAGGGGAAGGGGAGCGAUGGGAAGGGGAAUGAGGGGAAGGGGAAAGGGGGAGGUCAUGCUGAUAUAGGGGAUGAGGAAAAGGGAAUCGAGGGGAAGAAGGUUUAUUGGAAGUGGCAAGAAGAGAAGGAAGAGGGGAAAACGACUGGGGAGAAAGGGAUUGAUGGAGAAACGAAGGGGUUGACAGAGAGUUCAGAGAAUAAGAACAAGGAUAGAGGAAAAAGGGGUAGUGCAAAGGUAAUUGUGGGAAAAAGGAGUGGGGAGGAAGGGAAAAUAGAGGAAGGGAAGAGGGAGGGGGAAAAGGUGGAGGAAGGGAAAUUGGAUGGAAGGAAAGUGGAGGAAGGGAAAGUGGAGGAAGGGAAAUUGGAGGAAGGGAAAUUGGAAGGGGAAAAGGUUGAAGAAGGGAGGGAAGAGGAAGGGAAGUUGGAGGAAACAGAGAUGGAGGAACGGAAAAUGGAGGAAGGAAAGAUGGAGGAAGGGAAAGUGGAGGAAGGGAAGAUGGAGGAAGGGAAGUUGGAUGAAAGGAAGUUGGAGGAAGGGAAAGUGGAGGAGGAAAAGGUUGAGGAAGGGGAGGAAGAGGAAGGGAAGGUGGAGGGGGAAAAGGUGGAGGAAGGGACAGUUGAAUCGACAGAGGAAACGACAGAGGAGGAUGGGGUAGAAUGGGUAGUAGGGGAAGGGGAGGAGGAUGAGGUGAGGAUGUGUGUGGAAGGGGAGGAGGAUGAGGUGAGGGUGUGUGGAGAGGAGGAAGAGGAUGAGGUGAAGGUGUGUGUGGAGGGCGAGGAGAAGGAUUCAGAGGGGUGUGUAGAGGUGGAGGAGGAGGCAGAGGGGUGUGUGGAGGUGCAAGGUGAAAUGGCAGAGGCGCCCUCUGUUGCCCCAGAUGCACCCCAUCCCACACCAGCAGCAGCCCAACCUUCAGGUGCCUCAGGUGCCCCCACCACCACCACCACGCUCCCCUCUCGCCCCUACCCCGGCCCGACCAAUGUCGAGCUGACAGCUGUCCCGAAGAACGUAAAAGCCCUCCUCGAAUCCGGCCUGCUGGACGGCAUCCCAUUGGUCUACGACGACGGCCGUAACCGCCUGCGCGGCGUGGUAACCAGCGGAGGGGUCGCCUGCGGGUGCCGCUCCUGCAGAGGCCGGCAGGUAGUCGCGUGCGCGGUCUUCGAGGUGCAUGCGGGGAGCGCGGCUAAGAAGGCGGUGAAUUACACGUUCCUGGAUGUGCCGUGCGCUGCGAAUGCGAGGGAGGGCGAGUGCAUGUCGGCUGCGGAGGCGGCUAGGCUGAGAGGCCCCUGCCUGAAGGAUAUUAUUCUGAUUGCGGGGUACGCGGCUGAUCCUGCUGCUGCGUCGGCGGAUGUGGAGCGGGAGAUGCGGCGGGCGUUCGGGGAAGGGGUGUGGGGCAAAGGAGGGGAGGAGGUGUGGGGAGGAGGGACGGAGGGGGAGUGGAGAGGAGGAGCGGAAUCCGGGAGGAUGGUUCGGGUAGAGGCGGUUGGAAGGGGCUCCCCUGCUGCUGCUGCAUGGUCACCUGCGGUAAUCCAAAGGUCACCGGGAGGAGUAAUCUCAAAAUCACCUGCUGGAGGGGUGCUUCCCAAGCUGCCUGGGCCGGCUGUGUGGUCCCCUGGCAGUGGCAGCAAGGCGGCAACUGGGGGAGGGGUAUCUGGCGGGGCAGGGGUGGCUGGGGGAGGUGCAGCUGGGGGCGGUGGUAUGGGAGAGGGUCAGGUGCGCAAGCAGCAGGGCAUGCCGGUCAGGAAGAGGGAGUCGGGGUCAACACACAAGGCAUUGUUCCGACCGGGAGGCAUAGAGGACGGAACCAGCCUUGGCUAUUACAUGAAGGGUCAGUGUCUGCUGCACGGUGUGAAGCAGGGCAGCGGCAUUCUCUGCAGCUGCUGCAACCAAGUGAUCAGCAGCUCUCAGUUCGAGGCACAUGCAGGGAAGGGCGGCCACCGCAACCCGCUCUUCUUCCUUCAAACUCCCUCCACCUUCCCUUCACCCACUCCCUUCACCCACUCCCUUCACCCACUCCCUUCACCCACUCCCUUCACCCACUCCCUUCACCCACUCCCUUCACCCAUCCUCCACCUCUCCUCUGCUCACCCACCCACCAGCUACAACCGCAUAUUCACCGACAACGGCUACAGCUUGCACGAACUCGCAAUCAGGCCCUUCAAUGACACCAGCUACAAUCACAGACUCCCUCACUCUCCCUUCACUGUCCCUUCACUGUCCCUUCACUCUCCCUUCACUCUCCCUUCACUCUCCCUUCACUCUCCCUUCACUCUCCCUUCACUCUCCCUUCACUCUCCCUUCACUCUCCCUUCACUCUCCCUUCACUCUCCCUUCACUCUCCCUUCACUCUCCCUUCACUCUCCCUUCACUCUCCCUUCACCCUGCUCCCUCCCGUGCCUCUCCGCACCCACCCACAGCUACAAUCGCAUUUUCACCGACGACGGCCACAGCCUACACGAACUCGCCAUCAGGCUCGCAGCCUCCCGGCCCCCCUGCACCCCUGCCUCGUUUGCUGCUCCUGGUACUGGUGCUACCGGUACUUCUUCUGCUGCAUCUGCUGGACACGGCACUGCGAGGAAGGGCAGCCUCAAGCGCGGAGGAGAAUCCCGAGACGCCCGCGACUCGUGUGAGUCGAGCCCGCGAGUACAUCUCAGCACAGACGGGAACGCGGACGGGCAUGCGGACGGGCAUGCGGACGAGUGCACCAACUGUGGCGAGGGCGGCACGUUGCUGCUCUGUGAGACGUGCCCAGGAGCCUACCACCCCGGCUGCGUGGGCCUACCCUCCAUUCCCGAUUCCGACUGGUUCUGCCCGACUUGCAAGCCGUCUACGGCCUUUUCAAGGCAUUUGGCUCCGCUCCCCCCGAGCGUGGGGAAGGGGGAGGGCGCGCGGGGGAAGGGGCGGGGCCGGGGCGCCUGGGGGAAGGGGAAGCGGAAGGGGGAGGCGGCUGGGGGGGAAGCGGCGGUGGGGGAGGUGGUGGAGGAGGAAGGGGCGGGGAAGGGUGCGGAGGGGUUGGGGGAGGUGGACGUAGAUGUAGAGCGGUGCAGACGGUUGGUGAAGGAGCUGGAGAGCGCAGGGGGAGGCUGCGUGCUGUGCCAUUCCGGGUCGCACGACUUUGUCCCAUCAGGUUUUGGCCCGCGGACGAUCAUAUUCUGUGAUCAGUGCGAGAAGGAGUAUCACGUGGGGUGUUUGAAGGAGCAUGGGGUGCAGGUGUUAGAGAGGCUGCCUGAGGGGAACUGGUUCUGCUGUGCAGCGUGUGAAGAGGUGUUCAAUGCGGUGCAGAUGGUUCUGGAGCGGGGAAGCAUGCAUUUGCCGGAUCUGCCGGACUGGGAGGAGAUGGAGGAGGCUCACCUGCUGGAGCCACAGCCAAUGCCGCGUGCUGCUGGUGCUGCUGGUGUUGUUCAGCAUAGCACCUCCUCCCAGCUUCGGGCGGCAACCUUUGACCUGACGCCGAACGCGUCCCAGGGCCGGGCGGCGCAGAGCAGGGCGCGGGGCGGCGAGCUGUCGUGGCAGGUGCUGAAGGGGCGGCGGGGGUUGGAGGCGAACGGGCUGACGCUGGGCGGCGUGUGUCAGCUGUUUGCAGAGUCGUUCGAUCCGAUCAAGGAUGCAUUCACGGGGAAAGAUCUCAUUCCCCUCAUGGUUCGCAGUCAACCCUCCCCUACCCCGCUCUCACCCCACCAGUCGCAGCAGCAGGGAGCACGAGUUUCAGGGCAUGCUGUGCUGUGUGUUGAAGCAGUGAGACCAGCGUGUCGCAGCAGCAGGGAGCACGAGUUUCAGGGCAUGCUGUGCUGUGUGUUGAAGCAGCAAGACCGCGUGGUGUGUGCAGCCUGCAUCCCUUGCCUCUCUCACCCCUCUCUCACCUGUUUCUCCCCCCACGCCUCUCUCCCCCCUCUCCCACCCACCAGUCGCAGCAGCAGGGAGCACGAGUUUCAGGGCAUGCUGUGCUGUGUGUUGAAGCAGCAAGACCGCGUGGUGUGUGCAGCCUGCAUCCCUUGCCUCUCUCACCCCUCUCUCACCUGUUUCUCCCCCCACGCCUCUCUCCCCCCUCUCCCACCCACCAGUCGCAGCAGCAGGGAGCACGAGUUUCAGGGCAUGCUGUGCUGUGUGUUGAAGCAGCGCGACCGUGUGGUGUGUGCAGCCUGCAUUCGCAUCUUCGGCCGCCAGCUCGCUGAGAUGCCCCUCGUUGCCACUGCCUACUCGCACCGCCGCCGGGGCCUGUGCAAGGUGCUGCUGAAUGCACUGGACGUGCUCUUCUCUCUCCUCGGAGUGAGCAAGUUCUGCCUGCCAGCAGCACCAGGAGCAGAGGGCACGUGGAUCAAGGGAUUCGGAUUCUCAGUCAUGACUGAAGAAGAGGUCACACAGGUGCAUCGGGACUUUCCGCUCCUCGUCUUCCCCGGGUCUGUCAGCGUGGUCCGGCGCGUCCCGAGCCUGCCCUGGGCCUACCGCAAGGCUGCCGAGCUUCAGGAAGUGACAGCAGCAGAGGAGGACGAGGAGGAGGAAGAAGAGGAGGAAGAGGAUGAGGAUGAAGAUGAGGAUGAGGAUGAAGAUGAGGGUGAGGAGGAGAUGGAUGGUGAGGAAGAGGAGGUGGUGAUUGGGAAGAUGCAAAGGCGUGGUGAUGGGACUGGGAGGCGGGAGAGGGAGAGGAAUGGGAUGGUGGGGGAUAAGCAGCAGGUGCCGCCACUGUUUGUGGUGGCGGUUGAAGAGAAGAGCUAUGACCCGUCCGUGUGGGAUGUGGGAAGGAGUGAGGAGAAGGAACCGAGAGUUAGUGGUGAGGAGAAGGGAACGAGAGUGGGUGAUGAGGAGGAGGAAAAGAGGGUGAGUGAUGAGAAAGGAAUUAGGGAAAGUGACAAGGAGGAAAAGAGGGUGAGUGAUGAGAAGGGAAUUAGGGAAAGUGAUCAGGAGGAGGAAAAGAGGGUGAGUGAUGAGAAGGGAAUUAGGGAAAGUGAUAAGGAGGAGGAAAAGAGGGUGAGUGGUGAGGAGGGAAGUAGGGGGAGUGAUGGGGAGGAGCAGAAGGGGAUAUGUGACCUGGAAGGGCAAGAGGAAGAGAGGAGGAGAAAGAAGAGACACGUGUCAUUUGCAAGUGACUCGCUGGGACCUGAUGCGAGUGGUGCUGAUGUGGGUGCUGCUGAUGUGGACAGUGCUGACAUGGCAGGUGCUGACGUGGCGGGUGCUGACACGGGAGGUGCUGGCAUGGAUGGUGUCGACAAGGGAGGGAAGAAAGAAGCAGCAGGGGAGGAACGAGAAGCGAAGCGAGCGAGGUGGGGCGAUAAUUCUCACGAGCAGACCAGAGGCCAGCAGCAGGGAGUGCAGGGGGGCCAGGAGAAGCAGAAGCAGCAGGAGGAUAAGGGGGAAAAGGAGGAGAGAUUGGGGUUGAACGAAGAGCAGUUGGGGACGAAGGGGGAGCAGUUGGUGGAAAAGGGGGAGAAAUUGGGCAAAAAGGGGGAGCAAUCGGAGAAGAAGGAUGAGAAAUUGAGGGGAUUGGGGGAGCAUUUGGAGGAGAAGGGGGAGCAAUACGGGGAGGAUUGGGGGAAGCUUCAGGGCGCCCAGGUGAAGCAUGUUGACCUGGUCAAGCGACAGGGAAUGCCCGUUCAUGGCAGGGUCAUUCCCGUGAUGGCAGGCAAAAAAGGAGGACCGUUUGUGCUUUCUAUCAAGCGAAAGAGACAAGAAGGGUGGAGGCAUAAAAGAGAAAGGGGCUGGGGUGCGGUGCUUGGGAUCGGGAGGGAUCGGGAGGAGGAGAGGAAGGCAAAUCGCUUAGAAGGUAAUUUUCCGGAGGAUAAGCACUUGGGGGGUGAGAAACUAUUCGUUGUUAAAAAUCGAUUUGUUGUUAAACACACCGAAGAGGGAUUGGAAGGUGAAGAGGAGGACGGUUUUGAGGCGGAGAUUCUGAGAGCAGUGGAAGAUGAUGACGAUGGGGUGAACACGCGGGAGGGGGGUGGCGAGAAGAGGGAGGAUAGGGGGGACAGGGAGGAGAGUGAGGAGAGUGAGGAGAUUGGGGGGGGUAGAGCAAAGAGGAGGCGGAUUGAGAGCAAAAGCUGGGUGGGGAGAAGGAGGGUGAGGGAGAGUGGGGCAAGGAGGAGGGGGCGACGGAGGGUAGUGGAGGAAAAGGAGGAGGCGGAGGAGGAGGAGGAGAAGGAGGAGGAUGAGCAGGAGGAGGAUGAGAAGGAGGAGGAGAAGGUGGAGGAGAAGGUGGAGGAUGAAGAGGAGGCUGAGGAAGAUGAGGAGGAUGCAGAUGAGAAAGAGGAGGUGGAGGGUGGGGAUGGGGAUGAGGAAGAGGAGGUGGAGGAAGAGUUUGAGGAGCUUUUUGAGAUCGAUGGGGAGGACAGAGGAUGGGGCAUGGCUGAUGGAGGAAGGCGAGGGAAGAGAGAAGCUUUUGAGAAUUCUCAAAAACCAGCUGGUGAUAUUGCUGGGGAGGAGGAUAGAGGAUGGGGCAUGUCUGGUGGAGGAAGGCGAGGGGAGAGAGCAGCAAGGGCGAGACGAGACGGUGGCAGGCGCGAUGAUGGUGUGGGGAGGAGCAGGAUGGAAGCUGAAGAGGUGGAGGAGGGGCGUGGAGAGGAGGAGGGGAGUGGUGAUGAGGAGGGGAGUGGAGAGGACGGGAGUGGAGAGGAGGGGAGUGAAGAGGGGGAGUGGGGUGGGAAGGAGGAAGUAAGUAGCAUGUGUGGGGAGGGACGGCGAGGGGAGAGGAAGCAGACCGGGUUGGAUCUUCUAAUGAGGCGAGCAAGUGAGAAGGAUGAGAAGGACGGAGAGAAAGGGGUGGAGGAGGGUGGGAAAGGUUUGAUAAUGGAUAUUGCAGUGGAAGGGGUGAUGGACGGUGUAGUGCGGUUGAGAAGCACAGAGGAGGUGACCAACGCCGCAGUGCGGUGUGGGGAGCGGGCGGGCGGGGGUGCUCGUCGUGCGAGGAGAGGGAGAGGGCGGCACAAGGAGAGAGAGGUUUGUGGCGACGGGGACUGGAAUGGUGGGGACGAGAGUGGGUUUGUGGGGGACAAGGCAAAAUGGGGGAAAUUAGAGGCGAAAGAAUCAGGAGGAGGAUUGAAAGAGGAGGAAGAGGAGGACGAAGAAGGGGAAAAGGAGGAAGAGGAGGAAGAGGAGGAAGAGGAGGAGGAGGAGGAGGAGGAGGAGGAGGAGGAGGAGGAGGAGGAGGAGGAGGAGGAGGAGGAGGAGGAGGAGGAGGAGGAGGAGGAGGAGGAGGAGGAGGAGGAGGAAGAAGAGGAGGAUGUAUAUGAGCCUGAUGAUCGAAUUGCUGCUGGGUCAGGGAGGGGGAGAGGGAGAGGGAGGGGCAGGGGAAGGGGGAGGGGUAGGGGGAGGGGCCGGGGCCGGGGCAGAGGUAGAGGCCGAGGCAGAGGGAGGGGCAGGGGCAGAGGAAGCGGUAUGACAAGCGCGAGAAGGGAGAGAAGAGAGAGUGAACAGGAGGGAGUGGAUGGUGACUCAAUUGAUGAAGCAAGCGGUGGCGAAGGAGAGGAGGAGGGGAGUGAGUCUGGGGAGGAAGAAGCAGAGGGGGAAGAGGACUGCUAUUCGCCUGAGGGGAGAAGUACCAUCCGGUUGGGGAGGGGGAGAGGCAGGGGGCGGGGGAGGGGGAGAGGUCGGGGCAGAGGCAGGGGCAGGGGCAGAGGAAGGGGAGGGGUGCUGAAAGGUACUGAUGGUGCUUAUAAUGAUGGUGCUUAUACUGAUGAUGCUCUUGGCCGGCCUGUGGAAGAUGCUUCAGGGCUUGGGAAGGGUGAAGGGCAGGAGAGUGGGGAGAGAGGCGGUGAUGGGGAGGGAGAUGAUGGAUCGGGGAGUGAGAGUGAGGGCAGUGUAAGUGAUGAGGGUGAUGGUAAAGGGGGAGAAGCAGGGGUAGGGAGAGGAGUUGCAGUGGGGGGGAUAGGAGGAGCAGUGGGGGGGAUAGGAGGAGCAGUUGAUGGGUUGGAGAAAGGGAGGGAGAGAGGCCAGGGGGUAGGGAAUGGUAGCGGGCUAGGGAGAGGGCGAGGCAGGGGGGUGGCUAUAGGGGGGGUGACUGUGGGAAGAGGGUAUAGGCAGCAGGUUAUGUUCGCCGGGCAGAACGGCAAGUUGGAGCUAAGAACAAAGCCGGAUUGA